This is a messenger RNA of Paramecium sonneborni, 309 nucleotides long. The record is from the annotation of a GenBank genome assembly. NCBI's taxonomy places the organism in Eukaryota, Ciliophora, Oligohymenophorea, Peniculida, Parameciidae.
AUGCAAAUCAACAAUUAAUUAAAUUUCAAAAAUAAUAUACGAAUGCUUUUUACUUAAAAUAAUUUACAUUAUAUUUUGGAUGCAUUUUUAAAUGCUGAAUAACUAAAAUUAACCGCGUCUAUUUAAUUGAGAGUAAUUUUUAUAAAAUAAAGAGGUAGUUGGGAAGUGCUAUUCUUAAUAAAUUAAUAAAAUUCAUCAAUUAUAAUAGAAAUAAAUAAACUAAUUAAAUAUAAUUAAGAAUUUAUUGAUUAAUAAUCUUAAGUCUAGAACAGUUUAGAAUAAUGGAAGAUUAUAUUAAUUAUAAGUUGA